AGUCCUGACCUUCUUUGUGUCCUUCGAUUAUCUACGCGGCUAAUCAAGUUGUCCUGCUCAGUCAGUAUGACUUUGGAUACUGAAGAAAACGAUUCUGUAAAAAAGAAGACACCUGGACAAACGAAAAUAAAAAAAGUAGUGGUUCAUCCACUUGUACUGCUUGGGGUUGUAGAUCACUAUAGUCGAUCCGGAAAGGUCACCAGUGGUCAGAAAAGAGUUGUAGGUGUUCUUUUGGGUUCACUAAACGGAAACAUUCUGGAUGUCAGCAAUAGCUUCGCAGUUCCUUUCGAGGAAGAUGCCGUUGAUCCAGAUGUUUGGUUUCUCGACCACGAUUAUUUGGAAAGCAUGUUUGCUAUGUUUAAGAAAGUUAACGCUCGGGAAAAAAUUGUUGGUUGGUACCACUCUGGUCCAAAACUUUGUACGAACGACAUCAAAAUUAACGAACUUUUCCGGAGAUAUGCUCCAAACUCAGUACUGGUAGUUGUUGAUGUCAGAAGGAAAGAAGUUGACGGUUUACCUACUGAGGCUUAUAUCGCAGUUGAAGAAGUCCAUGAUGAUGGGUCGCCAACAACGAAAUCUUUCGACCAUCUUCGAUCGGAAGUGGAUGCUGAAGAAGCUGAAGAAGUUGGUGUUGAACACUUACUACGAGAUAUUAAGGAUACAUCACUUGGUUCAUUAUCACAAAGAAUUGGCUGUCAGUUAGAUGGAUUAUCUGGUUUAUUAAGACAGUUGUGUGAAAUUCGUGAAUACUUACAAUUGGUUUCUUCCGACAAGCUUCCUGUUAAUCAUGGUAUAAUAUACCAGUUGCAGGACAUUUUCAAUUUACUUCCCGAUCUCAAACUGCAUGAUACAGUCCGUGCAAUUCACGUCAAUACUAACGACCAAAUGCUUGUUAUUUAUGUUGCUGCUAUAAUGAGAGCAAUACUUGCUUUACACGAUCUAAUUAGUAAUAAGUUAACAAAUCGUGAAACUGAAAGAAACGAAGAAGGUUUUGGUAGUAAUACAGAGUCGAAAAAAGUUUCUGUUGGUUCUGGCGACCAAACUAAGCGUGCUACGCAGAAACCUGAUAAUCUAGAUAAUGGAAAGGUAGUAGAAAAUGGAACAAAAUCAAAUGGAUUAAAUCCAGCAAAUAAGACUGAUAAAUAAUGGUCUGUGCAUGGGAUGCGGUGUUUUUGUACACAUAGCAUAUGUACACAUAUUUCUUUCAUUAUAAAAAUUUUUUAUGAACAACAUGGUUCAUAUUAUUAUUAAGUAUAAUGCUUACGUAAUAAUAUAAUCGUUUCGUUCAAAGUAUUAA
Molecule: messenger RNA, 1297 nt
Organism: Schistosoma turkestanicum
Lineage: Eukaryota; Metazoa; Platyhelminthes; Trematoda; Strigeidida; Schistosomatidae
Source: the annotation of a GenBank genome assembly